AUGACAUUUCUCCAGGAGGCCGUCACGAAGGCGAUAUUGAACAGCUUGAGUUCGUACAUCUGCCACUUCAAUGAGGAGCAGGUCAAGGUUGGGCUCUGGGCUGGCGACUUGGUCUUGGAAGAUGUGGAAGUCAAGUGGUCGGCCAUCAACACGUACGACUCGCCCGUGCACGUCAAGCACGGUUGCAUCCAGCGCAUUCGCAUCCAAGUGCCGUGGACAUCCUUUUGGCACCAUCCCAUUCAAAUUGACGUGUCCGGUGUCGACUGCGAGCUCCACUUACGCGGCACGUACGAUAUCCUGCACGAACUACAGCAGAAGAACUUCGUGGUCCAAGGUCUGCUAGCGAACGCCCGUGCGUCCGUCGCCCACUCCUACCGGGGGUGGUCGUCGCUGUUUUCGGGCCUCUCAACGUCGAUCCUCGACCGCCUUGUUCGCAAUAUUGCUGUGCGCAUCGACGAUGUCAACAUCUACCACGCGAUUGCCCCCAUCACGCUGGGACUUACGCUACACUCGCUCACAUUCCAAGAUGCCGCUCCUGCCCGCGGUGAAGGCGACGCUUUCAACACCACGACCAAGGUCCUGGACAUCACCGACUUGGCGUUGUACGCCACCGUUGGUGACACACCGGUCGAGCUCAUGGCACCAGUCCAUGUCCACGUGCAGUUCACCCACUGCCCUGCGACAGCCACCACGACUCGAUGUUUGGUCCAAGUGCCGACCCUGAUGGCGCUGCACAUUCCACUUGCCCUCGAGCCAUACUUGGCCAAAGUCGACCAAGCGCGCCGAUCGUUUGCAGCCGGCGCCAGGUUGAAGUGCUGUCGGUGGCUCACCCGACUCCACGGCACAACUCCCAAGUCGCCAUGGCAAUAUGCUCGACAAGCAAUGCUGGCGGGCUGGCACGACGCAGCUACCACGCCGUCCACAACGUUAAAGGACUGCUACACAACGCUCUAUACGAAAUGGCUUGACUCGCCGCAGACGUCGGUGGCGUUCAUGCAUCGCCUCAACUGGCUCGAGCUACAGCUGAGUGUGGCAGAUAUCUUUGCCGCCCAAGUGGACGCGUCUGGCCGCGCCACCUCGUCUCGAGGCCGGCCCGUGCGACUUGCGCACUCGCCGGAUGGGCCGAUUCUACCUGGAUGGAGCGCUCUCGACGUGUCGUGGGACGCCGCGGGGGUGUCCUUGAUCGUCGACACGGGGCCAUUUCAAGCUGCUGUCACUCUACAGCAACUGCAUGGUCGGCUUCAACGUGAUGACGCUACCGACACCUGCCACAUCGAAGUGGACUCGAUCGAAAUGACGUGGCAGCGCGACAACGUGUGCAUCCUCCGACUCGGUCAAAGCACGCAUCUCGCAGGUGCCAGCAGCGACGAUGCCUACCCGAAUGCACUCUCCACGGGGCUGUCGGUGCUUUGGAGUCGACAAGCGUGUGGCAGCGUGCCGUCAACGGCCGUGGACAUCGUCAUGAGCUCGGCGCGACUCCACGUGAACGCUACGUCGCCGCUUGGCCAGCUCUGGACUCCAGACAGCAAGUGGGGGGAUGGGCUCCCCCUACGGCAACCGGUGGCCGCGCAUCCAUGCAGUCCCGCAGUGUCCUGCACCAUUCACGACGGAUCGAUCGCCGUCCAAGUCGACAGCACAUGCGCCAUCGACACCGCCGUCGUCGACUUUUACGUCAAGCUGCACCCGCACCACCAAUUCCAACUCCGCGCGGCAUCGUGGGCGGUGGGACUCAUGGAUGGAACGGCGGCACGACACGAUUACAUCCGGGCCGCCACGCUGUCUGGCUUGGUGGUGUGUGCGACCGACUCAUUCUUAUCCAAGAGUAUUAGAGCCGACGUCGCGGCGGCGGCGAUCGCCGUGUGCCCGCAGCUCGUACGCGUGUGCAUGCGAGCAGCCGACGUGGUCGACGCGAUGUCCCAACAGGUUGCAGCGACCCAUCCAGCGCCGCCGACGGUAUGGCUUGGCGACGGACGCAAGAUCGUAGCGGCGACUUUGCAAUGCGCCGAGGUGGACGUUGUGGUGAUGGACCCGACGAAGCGGGCAUUCGACGGCGGCGGCGAAUGGCCCCCCAAGUCGGCGUUUUCAACGACGAAGAUUCGACGUCUAGCGCUGGAAGGGCUCUGGCAGCAUCGCGCGCUGCAGCAUGGCCGCGCGAGUGCCCAGGACAUUCUGUUUACGCUAGAACAAGUCCACAUCUUGCACGUGGUGGCCUCGGCAAGUGUGCCACACGGAGUCGUCGCCAUUGUUCGACAAGACUCCAGUCUUCUCCCCCCUGGGGAUUCAGUCGCAAUCGAUUGCGACUGCGGCAAUGUCGCCGUCGUCUUCGACCCCGACGCGCUGUGCCAGGCCAUGUCGCAUGCCAGGACGUACGUUGCUUUGACGGGCGUCGAUGCCAGCGUCGUCCGGCCCCGGUCACCCUCGAAUCCUGUGGCGACGUGGGGGUAUCGGCUCGCGUGGCGCACGGACUCGAUGACGAUCGAGUUGCGCCAGCACGACCGUCCUCUGGUCAAGAGUUUCUUUAGCCGCCUGACAGUUUACGUACUUGCGUCGCCGCCGCCUUCCGCUUCCAUCGGCGACCGCGUCGCGCCACCGCCUCUCGUGGACGUGAUCAUUCACCGAGUCUACAUGUUUGAUCAAACGGAAGCCGGCGUGGCGCUUCAUCGUACCGUCGCUAUGCCCAUGCAGUGCGACUGCGCCACCACCGACCAACGUUGCAAUUGCUUCACGUACUCGAACCAUUCGACAACGGGCGGCAGCAGCCAUGAACAAGCCACGGUCCAUGCGAUUCAGUGCACGUGUCUGUGGCGGUUCUACUUGGAGCUGUGGAAUUACUUGUACGAUCGAUCGGGCGGGGUGGCGAUGGUGGCGGCGCACUACCGCCACACGUUUCCGUCGAUGGCAUCGGACGCAACGACCCCCUGCGACAAGACCCCGAUGCGCGUUGUGUUUCAACAGGUGGCGAUCUGUCUGCCUCGCAACAGCGACUCGAUUGACAUGAUGGCCAUCGUCAUGGGUGAGUGCAUCUUGACAAAGUCGUUCGAGACAGACACGUGGCAGUAUGGCGAUGCGAUGGUGGCAGGAGCGGCGGCGUUGGCGCCGUCCAAGGACGGCCCGCUUCCUACCGACGGACCGCGGCAAACGAAUCGCUUGCACAUGAAGCAAGUGACCAUGUACUGCGCCGAUACAGAGAGCGUGGUGCAGCGGCAGUGGUCGUUUCGACGGGGAACCCAUGCCGCCACCACGCCGUCGAUUCCUAGCACCUCCCGGGAUGAGGUCGAUCCACUUCCUGCCCCUGCCGCCCCCAUCACGGAAGGCGCUGCCUUGGCCCUGGACCCCGACGUCCUCUGGAAGCGGGUGACUGUCAUGCCCUUUGACCUUCUCUUUGUCCGCGACUUCGACGCCGCCAACACGAGGUGCACGCGUGACCUUUACGUGAUUCAGCCGGGACUGCGGCUCAGCCUCGAGCUCACCGACUUGAGCAUCGUCCUGAGCCUUUGGUACGACAACUUGGGCGAGUACCCGCAGUUUCCGACGCCGUUCGUCCCCCCGACAAACUACUGCGAGCCUUACACGACGGGCCCGCACCCCCACUUUGCUCCGUACACGUCGCCGUCGCAGCUCCCGGCCAUCCAUGGUGAGAGCGAGUGGGAAGUGGGAUGUGUCAUGCUCGAGGUGGAAAUCCGCCUGCCCCUCCAAGACCAUGCGUUUCUCGCGCUGCAGCUGCACCCUGUCGUCAUCCAGGUCGACGGGCGGCUCGAUAGCUCGUUCAUGCGCUGCACGGUCGUCGGCGACCGCGGCACCCUCGUCAAGCGCAGCGCGCCUGGCGUGCCGCCCGUCGUUCUUGUGGACCUCGUGGCGGCCGACGUCCCGUUUCACCUCGCCAACGUCAACGUGUACGCACCGUUUGACGGAUCGGUCCAGGUGCCGUCGUUCGGUCUACAGAUGAGCGUCGUGCGGUUUCCUUAUGGGUACACGAUGAUGGGGCUGCGCUUGAGCCAUGUGACCGUGGGGCUGGCCAGUGAUCCCGACGUGCUCGCGUUCGUCAUUGAGUUUUUCUCAACGUACUUUUACGACUCGGAAUAUGGCUACCCGUGGCCGACGGCCGACGCACUCGCGCCGCAUGUCGGCGCGCGGACGGACAUGGAGAUGGGCGUGAACGAUCUGAUCUACUCCAAGGUGAUCACUGUGCACGCGCCGUGCAUUCCGUUGGCGAUGCACGACCGUGUGUUUCGACUUCAAGCGAGUUCGGCGGAGGUUGGAUGGGAGCUUCGGUACGAAUCGACGGCCACGGACGCUUUGGUCAAGGUGCAUUUGCCAGGCGUCGAAGGGCUUUUUCUUGAUCCAGGCGCGACCCCGGCGUCGGUCGGCGCGCCGCCCGCUGGCGUUCCUCGCACCGUGCUCACGCCGAUUACCAUUCACUGGUCGUACGCGACCAACAUGCUGACGGGCCAGCAGUCCAUGGCGCUGGACAUUGCGCGCUUCGACGUGGAGUUUCCAAACGAAGACGACUUGACCGUGUUUGUGUACGGCACGCCCAGCGACGUGGGUUUUUUUGUGGCCAUCGCGGCGGCGUACGAAGCGAGCUGGGGGGACGCGCCCCCAGAGCUGUCGCCCGCCGCCAUGUUGGACGGGGCGGCGGGGGAUGGCGACGACGAACUCGACGACGAGGAGAGCGGUGUGGAGGCGUCGGGAGAUUCGUGGAUGAGCAUCACCGUGCGUCUUCCUCGAAAAGUCGGAUUCGUCUGGCUCGACGAUGUGCUGCAUUUUCAAAAACCCGUCGUCCAGGUGCUCUUGUGCGAUGUCGUUGUUCAUGCGUUGCAAUGCCAGGACCCCGACGACCAGGACGACAACGGCGCACAGGACGGGGGCGACCGUCUCUCGUGGCGCGCCGCACCGGCACCUGCCGACGGCUCGCCCGCCGUCUUUGCAAAACUCACGUCGUCUCUCCAACUCGACGUGUUCAAUAACAUCGUGCGGGCAUGGGAACCGCUCGUCGAGCCUUUCGCGGUCAACGUCUUCUUGGAGCAAAACGGGCCCCGCCUCGGCGUGGCCAUCUCGACGCCCGACUCGGUUCAGAUCAAUGUGACCGAGUACUGCGUGAAUGCGGCGCUGGAAUCGUGGGGGCACCGCGGCAGUCCCCGCGCCGCGGCAACCGUCGGCCUCGUCAACUGGACUGGCAAGGCCGUGCGGUAUUUCCAACCGCAGCCACACCACCAUCCUCAUCAUCCGAGUCUUUGCCGGGACAAGAGCUGGACAAGUGGGCAUCGGUCGCCCCUUCGCCACCGCCCACGCAUCGUCCAUGUAAACGCCCCCAAGCGCAAUGUGGCCGAUGGCAGCGGGACAGCCGGACCGCUCGCGUGCCCGCCAACGCUGAGCGUCCUCGUCGGUCGACACAAGGUUGAAACCACGGUACUCAAUCAGAACGAUCUCCAUGUGCUGUUUGCGUCGGCCCACCCACACACGACCGACGCAUUCCGCCACGCUCUUUGCGGCGACGCCGCCGCCGCCGAGCUCACGUACGACAUGUCGGUGCAAUUGUUUGGGUUCCAAUGGCUCCACCACUUGGAUUUGAACCAGAGCGGGUUUUUCUACUUUGACCUCGUGCCAGAAGUCCCGCACAUCCAAUCCAUGCCAGCUCUUCCCGCCGUCGCCGACAAACGGGUUGUGCCGCCGCCGAUCGACGACGCGCAGGACGGAGCGCUGCCGCUGCCACACCUCGUCACGUCCACCGCAGCUGUGCGUGCCGCCCUGCGCUGCCUGGUCCACGUGAACAAGACACGGUGGGGCCAUCGCGUGACGUUGCAGAGCUUGUUUCAAGUGCAAAACCACACGUCGUUUGUGUUGUCGGUGGCGCUCCAUGCCUCGAGCAAACUUCGUCAAGAUGCCCACCACCAUGCGAUUCAACUUUCUCCCGGGGGCAUCCAUUGCGUGCCGCUGCAGCCCCUCUUUGAACACGCCGCCAACUCGCAAGGAAAACACAUUGGGUUCCUGCACUUGAAUCCCUCGACGUCGUCGCCAUCUCUCGACGGCAUCCACCUCUUGGACUUGGCAAGCCGCCCGUCGAAAUUCAUUCACACGUGCCAGCCCAAGACCCACUUGUGUGUCGAAGUCACGUCGAGCUGCUGCCACGCGACCAAGAAGGGGCGGUGGAGCCGCCUCUUUCGUCCGAGUGCAUCGUUUGGAUCGACGACCAUGGCCAAAGCCAGCGACGACAAAGACGCAUCGCAACUAACCACGCUGAUACUGCACGCGCCGCUGACGCUGCAGAAUCUCUUGUGCGUCAACAUCGUGUGCUGUGUGUUUCGAAUCGUGGCGUCGUCUCCAGCACCGCCGUCGUCCUCGGGUCGCGACGUGGUGUGGGAAGGCACGAUCAAGACUGGCGGCCACGCUGCCAUCUACGCGUCCAACUUGGCCGACAAACUCUACUGCAGCGUUCUCUUGCCUGCGCUGCAGUGUGAGACAGUCAAACCUGCGCUGCUCCACGUUCCGCCAUCGAGCAAAGCCAAGGUCGAUACAACUAUCGCUUUCGCCGACAAAACCAACAACACGCAGCCGCUCAAACUCAAGGUCGAAAACACCGUCGGGUCGGGUGGGCAGCGCGCGGUCAUUUUGUACGCAUCGUACUGGCUGGUCAACUUGACGCCGUUCGGGCUGCAGUACAAACAAGACACGCGGCACUUUGAGAUUGCUGGGAGUGCGGCGGCUCUCGCGCGGCGGCAGUCCAUCGAUGGCGACAAGCAAAACUUGUGGAACGUGCUAGCGUGUGACUUGGAGCUCGGGCCGUAUUUGAACCCGGUCGACGCCGCCGACGACGGACUGCAUGCUCCGAGUCUGUCGUGUAUGCCUUCGAUCCGGCCACAAGACGGACGGUGCUCGUUCGUCGCCGAUAGCCACGAGUUGUGCUACUGCUCCGCGCCGACGUGUGCAGUUCGGCGGCUCGCCCGCUUCGCCACCAUGUUUUCGUUUGGAGGCGGCGGGAAUAGCGUCGGCGGGUUGGAAGACACCAUGACGGCGGCGUUCACAAACAGUCUCUGCAUCAAGUGCCCCAAGUACUCGUGGUCCAAGGGGGUAUCCCUAGAAGUGCUCGGCGUUGACCAAGUCGUCGAGCUCAAAAACACAACCCACGUGCUCGAGCUCGGCGUCAAGAUCGUGCCUGGCCCGGACGC
Aphanomyces invadans is the source of this 7166-nucleotide messenger RNA. RefSeq lists its product as hypothetical. NCBI's taxonomy places the organism in Eukaryota, Oomycota, Saprolegniomycetes, Saprolegniales, Verrucalvaceae. Gene Ontology annotation, cellular component: extrinsic component of membrane. The annotation marks the transcript as partial. The transcript has 16 exons. The record is from RefSeq and is a predicted model, not a curated record. Gene Ontology annotation, biological process: protein retention in Golgi apparatus; protein targeting to vacuole.